Molecule: messenger RNA, 3635 nt
Organism: Magnolia sinica
Lineage: Eukaryota; Viridiplantae; Streptophyta; Magnoliopsida; Magnoliales; Magnoliaceae
Product: DNA repair protein REV1
Exons: 23
Coding region: 70-3522 (1150 amino acids)
Biological process (GO): error-free translesion synthesis; error-prone translesion synthesis
Cellular component (GO): nucleus
Molecular function (GO): DNA-directed DNA polymerase activity; deoxycytidyl transferase activity; damaged DNA binding
Source: RefSeq, a predicted model, not a curated record
GCUGACUGGAAUACAUCCUUCCCAUUUCAUCCGCUUCCCUUCCCCCCAACCCUCUCUCUCACUCUCAACAUGAGCUUCGAGUCAUCUCGUUCCGAAGACAAGACCAAGAAGAAGAAGAGAAAAACCCUUGCUUCCUACUCCUCCAAACCUCAUACGAAAACCCUUGGAAUGGCGUGGGGCUCCAAUUCCCCGUCUUCUUCCAAAUCUUCCACCAGAAAAUCCCCUUUCGCCAAUUUCGGAAGUUACAUGGAAGAGAAGAAUCGGAAGCUCAGGGAUCAGUUCGAUGCUGAUGCUUCGAGUUCUUCCCUUGGCGAUUUGAAUGGUGGGAAGGGUCUUUUUCAUGGGGUUUCAAUUUUCAUCGAUGGAUUUACUGUUCCGUCCAGUCAGGAGCUUCGGGGGUAUAUGUUGAAGCAUGGAGGCCGCUUUGAGAAUUACUUCUCGAGGCAUCGUGUGACUCAUAUCAUUUGUAGCAAUCUUCCGGACAGUAAACUUAGGAACCUGAGGGCGUUUAGUGGCGGGCUCCCAGUCGUUAAGCCCACAUGGGUGUUGGACUCUGUAGCUGCCAAUAGAAUUUUGAAUUGGGUUCCUUACCAACCAGAACAGCUUUUGAAUGAAACACGCAAGCAGCAAAAAUUGUCUGCCUUCUUUGCUCUAAAAGCCAACUCGAGCUCCAAGGAUGCUGAAAUUACUCUGAAGGAUGCUGAAACUACUCUGAACUUUCAAGUAAAACUUGAAACAGAAAGUUCGUUGUCAAAGGGCAAUGCAGUUAAUGAUGCAUUGUUACCUGAAGUGGGUGACUCAAUAGAAUCUAAAAGCAGGAGUGCUGAAGAAUCUGCCUGUGCUGGUCCUCCUGGGCAUCAAACUCCUUGUGAGGUGAGAAUUGCAGAAUCAGGUUCCAGUGAUCUAGAAGAUGAGCACAGUGUUAGAGAGGCAUUUCAUUCCAGUCCAGAUAGGCCUUCUGCUACAGUUGACAGCUCCUGUUUAAAUGAUAAAAAUAUGAAAGAGCGAUUGGAUUCAAGAGUUCUAGGACGUUCUAAUCAGCAACAUUCAACUCUUGGUGAUCCUAAUUUUGUUGAAAACUAUUUCAAGAACUCGAGGCUGCAUUUUAUAGGAACCUGGAGGAGUCGGUACCGUAAGCGGUUUGCCCAUCUGAAUGAAGUUAAACAUGGCAAUCCUAAAGUUAAUGCUCUUCCUCCUUCACAGGGAAAUACUAUUAUCCAUGUAGACAUGGACUGUUUUUUUGUAUCUGUGAUCCUCAGAAGUCACCUUGAAUUACUAGAUAAGCCUGUAGCUGUGUGCCAUUCAGACAAUCCCAAAGGAACAGCUGAAAUAUCUUCUGCAAACUACCCUGCACGAGACUAUGGAGUAAGGGCUGGAAUGUUUGUUAGAGAUGCCAAGGCUCGUUGUCCUCACCUUAUCAUAUUCCCUUAUAACUUUGAAGCCUAUGAAGAGGUUGCCGAUCAAUUUUAUAACAUAUUGCACAAGCACUGCAAAAAAGUGCAGGCAGUAAGCUGUGAUGAAGCGCUUUUAGAUGUCACAGACUUGGGAGGUGAUGAUCCUGAGUUUGUAGCUUCAAAAAUAAGGCAGGAGAUAUUCGAUGCCACAGGAUGUACUGCAAGUGCUGGAAUAUCUGGAAAUCCACUCAUGGCUCGCCUGGCCACUAGAACUGCUAAACCAAAUGGUCAAUGUUUUAUCCCUUUUGAAAAGGUGGAUGAUUAUUUAAAGAACCUUCCAAUCAAGGCACUUCCUGGCGUCGGGCAUGCAUUGGCAGAGAAAUUAAAAAAUUGGCAUAUUCAAACUUGUGGUGAACUGUGUAUGGUUUCGAAGGAAACCCUUCAAAAGGACUUUGGUAUAAAGACUGGUGAUAUGUUGUGGAAUUAUAGUAGAGGAGUUGAUAACCGGCUGGUUGAAAUGGUUCAGGAGUCCAAGUCUAUCGGUGCUGAAGUUAACUGGGGUGUGAGGUUGAACGAUCUAAAAGAUAGUCAAGAUUUUCUUAUAAAGCUUUGCAAGGAGGUUUCAUUGCGCUUGCAAGGAUGUGGCAUGCAAGGUCGCACUAUUACGCUGAAGGUAAAAAAGAAAAGAAAAGGUGCCAUGGCGCCCCGAAAAUACAUGGGAUGUGGGGAUUGUGAAAACUUGAGCCACUCCAUGACGAUUCCUACUGCUACAGAUGAUGUGGAUGUGCUUCAAAGGAUAAGCAAGCAACUUUUUGGUUCCUUCUGCAUAGAUGUCAAGGAAGUUCGAGGUAUUGGAUUGCAAAUCUCAAGGCUAGAAAGUGCAACAUCUGCUCGACAAGGUCAUGAAAAAAAAAUUCUGAGGUCAUGGCUCGCUUCUGCUUCAGAAAAUACAGGACAGCUGUCUAGAAUCAAUUGCCCAGCCAAAGAGUGGUCCGAUGGAGAGGUAUUAUUGCAUGAGGGACAAUGUGGGUGCAACUUUACAGACCAUGGAAAGCAGCAUUUUUGUGGAAAUUCUGGCCAGUUGUGCAUUGAUGGUACAGCUUCUUUGCAUGUUAAUCAGUCCAGUGGUGAAGCUGGUUUAAAUAAGGUUUUGACAUUGCCUCCAAUACGUGAUCUUGAUGUGAAAGUCAUAGAGAGUCUUCCCCCAGAAAUUAUUUCAGAAAUGAAUGAAAUGUACAAUGGAAAAUUAACCGAUCUCAUGGAUAAAAGCAAAGAGAAGAAUGACAGAAAAGGAAGUUCUUUAUGUACCACAUCACUGCAAGAAUUUGAAGAAUCUGAUUCAGGGGCGAGAAAUGAGGGCAAGCAGCCUCUUCAUUCUUCUCUGGUUCAUCAAGAUAAUAUUCCAACUAAAUCUGAGGUUAAGGAGAUUAUGGUUCGGGGUAUUCAGCCAGCAUCUACAUCUUGCUCUUCAUAUUUGCAUUUUACCACUAAGGGUGCAGAACAAGUGGAUUUAAUGCCUACAUCUUUAAGUCAAGUGGACAUCUCAGUUCUACAAGAAUUACCUGAAGAAUUGAAAGCUGACAUAAUCGAGGUACUUCCUGCUCACAGAACAUUAGACUGUUGUGAUGAUGCUACUGUUGGUUUUGUAAAGGGGAUUCCUCACGACAUCAGAAGAACGAAUAGUAGUGAAAAUUCGGUUGCAGAACUAGAUUUUGAUUGUAAACGCAAUCUUUGGACAGGAAGUCCACCAAAAUGGGUUGAGAAGUUCAAAUUUAGCCAUUGCCAGAUAUUGAAGAUUCUUUCUGAGUUGUAUUACAAAUCUAGGUCGAAAGGCAAAUUAUCAUCCAUUCUGCAAUGUGCAUUUUCUUCCUUUCCACUUUCUCUAGAUUUGGGUGGUGACAAUUCGGAUGAAGCACUAUCAAGUUUGAGUGAGCUUCUUAAGCAGUAUAUUGAGAUUAAGAUAGAAUCAGACAUUGAAGAGAUCCACAUUUGCUUUUGUCUUUUGAAAAGGUUUUCGACAAAGUCCAUGCUUCUCUUACAGGCCUACAACAUAGUUAUUCCUCAUCUUCAGGCCUAUGUCGGUGAAAGUUAUGGAGGGAAUUUGCUGCUUUCAUGUGCACAUGAAUAAGGCUUCAGCAUGCUGUAUAUUCACAUUACUUGAGCCUGUUGCCUAAUUGAGACUUUGUAUGACUUUUGAGUUUUGACUGUAUAUAUCAUUGAGAAAAGCCUGUUUUUUCUUCU